Molecule: messenger RNA, 7181 nt
Organism: Oncorhynchus keta (chum salmon)
Lineage: Eukaryota; Metazoa; Chordata; Actinopteri; Salmoniformes; Salmonidae
Product: mucin-2-like
Exons: 3
Coding region: 1-6729 (2242 amino acids)
Source: RefSeq, a predicted model, not a curated record
AUGACAACAUUUGCAGCUCCUAGUACAACAACCACUGCAGAUCCUACUACGACAACAACUGCAGAUCCUACUACGACAACAACUGCAGAUCCUAGUACAACAACAACUGCAGCUCCUAGUACAACAACAACUGCAGCUCCUACUACGACAACAACUGCAGCUCCUAGUACAACAACAUCUGCAGUUCCUACUACGACAACAACUGCAGCUCCUAGUACAACAACCAGUGCAGCUCCUAGUACAUCAACAAAUGCAGCUCCUACUACGACAACAACUGCAGCUCCUACUACGACAACAUUUGCAGCUCCUAGUACAACAACCACUGCAGCUCCUACUACGACAACAAAUGCAGCUCCUACUACGACAACUGCAGCUCCUAGUACAACAACUGCAGAUCCUAUUACGACAACAACUGCAGCUCCUAGUACAACAACCACUGCAGCUCCUAGUACAACAACCACUGCAGCUCCUAGUACGACAACAACUGCAGCUCCUAGUACAACAACUGCAGAUCCUACUACGACAACAACUGCAGAUCCUAGUACAACAACAACUGUAGCUCCUAGUACAACAACCACUGCAGCUCCUAGUACGACAACAACUGCAGCUCCUAGUACAACAACUGCAGAUCCUACUACGACAACAACUGCAGAUCCUAGUACAACAACAACUGCAGCUCCUAGUACAACAACAACUGCAGCUCCUACUACGACAACAACUGCAGCUCCUAGUACAACAACAUAUGCAGCUCCUAGUACAACAACCUCCACAGCUCCUAGUACAACAACCACCACAGUUCCUAGUACAACAACCACUGCAGCUCCUAGUACAACAACAUCUGCAGUUCCUACUACGACAACAACUGCAGAUCCUAGUACGACAACAACUGCAGCUCCUAGUACAACAACCAAUGCAACUCCUAGUACAACAACCACUACUGCUCCUACUACGACAACCACUGCAGCUCCUACUACGACAACAACUGCAGCUCCAAGUACGACUGCAGCUCCGAGUACAACAACAACUGCAGCUCCUACUACGACAACAACUGCAGCUCCUAGUACAACAACAACUGCAGCUCCUAGUACAACAACCAGUGCAGCUCCUAGUACUUCAACAACUGCAGCUCCUACUACGACAACAACUGCAGCUCCUACUACGACAACAACUGCAGCUCCUACUACGACAACAUUUGCAGCUCCUAGUACAACAACCACUGCAGCUCCUACUACGACAACAAAUGCAGCUCCUACUACGACAACUGCAGCUCCUAGUACAACAACUGCAGAUCCUACUACGACAACAACUGCAGAUCCUAGUACAACAACAACUGUAGCUCCUAGUACAACAACAACUGAAGCUCCUAGUACAACAACCACUGCAACUCCUAGUACAACAACAACUGAAGCUCCUAGUACAACAACCAUUGCAACUCCUACUACGACAACCACUGCAGCUCCUACUACGACAACAACUGCAGCUCCUACUACGACAACAACUGCAGCUCCUAGUACAACAACUGCAGCUCCUAGUACAACAACAACUGCAGCUCCUACUACGACAACAACUGCAGAUUCUAGUACAACAACCACUGCAGCUCCUAGUACAACAACCACUGCAGCUCCUACUACGACAAGCACUGCAGCUCCUAGUACAACAACCACUGCAGCUCCUAGUACAACAACAUCUGCAGUUCCUACUACGACAACAACUGCAGAUCCUAGUACAACAACCAAUGCAGCUCCUAGUACAACAACCACUGCUGUUCCUACUACGACAACCACUGCAGCUCCUACUACGACAACAACUGCAGCUCCUAGUACAACAACAACUGCAGCUCCUAGUACAACAACUGCAGCUCCUACUACGACAACAAAUGCAGCUCCUAGUACAACAACAACUGCAGCUCCUAGUACAACAACCACUGCAGCUCCUAGUACAACAACCACUGCAGCUCCUACUACGACAAGCACUGCAGCUCCUACUACGACAACAACUGCAGCUCCUACUACAACAACAACUGCACCUCCUAGUACAACAACUGCAGCUCCUAGUACAACAACAACUGCAGCUCCUACUACGACAACAACUGCACCUCCUAGUACAACAACUGCACCUCCUAGUACCACAACUGCAGCUCCUAGUACAACAACUGCAGCUCUGAUCACGACAACCACACCUGCAGCUCCUACUACAGCAACGACUGCAGCUCCUACUACAACAACGACAGUUCCUUCUACAACAACCACAGUUCCUUCUACAACGACAACUGCAGCUCCUACUACAACAACCACAGUUCCUUCUACAACUACAACAACAGCUCCUGCUACAAUAACCACAACUGCAGCUCCUACUCCAACAACCACACUUCCUGCUAUAACAACCACAACCUCAUCUCCUACUAUAACAACUGCAUUUCCUAGUACAACAACAACUGCAGCUCCUAGUACGACAACAACUGCAGCUCCUAGUACAACAACAACUGCAGCUCCUAGUACGACAACCACUGCAGCUCCUACUACGACAACAACUGCAGCUCCUACUACGACAACAACUGCAGCACCUAGUACAACAACAACUGCAGCUCCUAGUACGAUAACCACUGCAGCUCCUACUACGACAACAACUGCAGCUCCUACUACGACAACAACUGCAGCUCCUACAACAACAACAACUGCAGCUCCUAGUACAACAACUUCAGCUCCUAGUACAACAACAACUGCAGCUCCUAGUACAACAACAACUGCAGCUCCUACUACGACAACAACUGCAGCUCCUAGUACAACAACUGCAGCUCCUAGUACAACAACCACCACAGCUCCUAGUACAACAACCACUGCAGCUCCUAGUACAACAACAACUGCAGCUCCUUCUACGACAACAACUGCAGCUCCUAGUACAACAACCACUGCAGCUCCUAGUACAACAACCACUGCAGCUCCUAGUACGACAACAACUGCAGCUCCUACUACGACAACAACUGCAGCUCCUAGUACAACAACAACUGCAACUCCUAGUACAACAACUGCAGCUCCUACUACGACAACAACUGCAGAUCCUAGUACAACAACAACUGCAGCUCCUAGUACGACAACAACUGCAGCUCCUAGUACAACAACAACUGCAGCUCCUACUACGACAACAACUGCAGCUCCUACUACGACAACAACUACAGCUCCUAGUACAUCAACAACUGCAGCUCCUAGUACAACAACCACUGCAGCUCCUAGUACAACAACCGCUGCAGCUCCUAGUACAACAACAACUGUAGCUCCUACUACGACAACAACCGCAGCUCCUAUUACGACAACAACCGCAGUUCCUAGUACAACAACAACUGCAGCCCCUAGUACAACAACCACUGCAGCUCCUAGUACAACAACCACUGCAGCUCCUAGUACAACAACCGCUGCAGCUCCUAGUACAACAACAACUGUAGCUCCUACUACGACAACAACCGCAGCUCCUAUUACGACAACAACCGCAGUUCCUAGUACAACAACAACUGCAGCCCCUAGUACAACAACCACUGCAGCUCCUAGUACAACAACCACUGCAGCUCCUACUACGACAACAACUGCAGCUCCUACUACGACAACAACUGCAGCUCCUAGCACAACAACUGCAGCUCCUAGUACAACAACAACUGUAGCUCCUACUACGACAAUAACUGCAGCUCCUAGUAUAACAACAACUGCAGCUCCUAGUACAACAACCACUGCAGCUCCUACUACGACAACAACCGCAGCUCCUACUACGACAACAACUACAGCUCCUAGUACAACAACAACUGCAGCUCCUAGUACAACAACCACUGCAGCUCCUACUACGACAACAACCGCAGCUCCUACUACGACAACAACUACAGCUCCUAGUACAACAACAACUGCAGCUCCUAGUACAACAACCACUGCAGCUCCUACUACGACAACAACCGCAGCUCCUACUACGACAACAACUACAGCUCCUAGUACAACAACAACUGCAGCUCCUAGUACAACAACCACUGCAGCUCCUAGUACAACAACCGCUGCAGCUCCUAGUACAACAACAACUGUAGCUCCUACUACGACAACAACCGCAGCUCCUAUUACGACAACAACCGCAGUUCCUAGUACAACAACAACUGCAGCCCCUAGUACAACAACCACUGCAGCUCCUAGUACAACAACAACUGUAGCUCCUACUACGACAACAACCGCAGCUCCUAUUACGACAACAACCGCAGUUCCUAGUACAACAACAACUGCAGCUCCUAGUACAACAACAACUGCAGCUCCUAGUACAACAACCACUGCAGCUCCUAGUACAACAACAACUGCAGCUCCUACUACGACAACAACCGCAGCUCCUACUACGACAACAACCGCAGUUCCUAGUACAACAACAACUGCAGCUCCUAGUACAACAACAACUGCAGCUCCUAGUACAACAACCACUGCAGCUCCUACUACGACAACAACCGCAGCUCCUACUACGACAACAACUGUAGCUCCUAGUACAACUACUACAGCUCCUAGUACAACAACCACUGCAGCUCCUAGUACAACAACCACUGCAGCUCCUACUAUGACAACAACUGCAGCUCCUACUACGACAACAACUGCAGCUCCUAGUACAACAAUAACUGCAGCUCCUACUACGACAACAACCGCAGCUCCUACUACGACAACAACUGCAGCUCCUAGUACAACAACUGCAGCUCCUAGUACAACAACAACUGUAGCUCCUACUACGACAAUAACUGCAGCUCCUAGUAUAACAACAACUGCAGCUCCUAGUACAACAAUAACUGCAGCUCCUACUACGACAACAACCGCAGCUCCUACUACAACAACAACUGUAGCUCCUAGUACAACUACUACAGCUCCUAGUACAACAACCACUGCAGCUCCUAGUACAACAACCACUGCAGCUCCUACUACAACAACUGCAGCUCCUACUACGACAACAACUGCAGCUCCUAGUACAACAACUGCAGCUCCUAGUACAACAAUAACUGCAGCUCCUAGUAUAACAACAACUGCAGCUCCUAGUACAACAACCACUGCAGCUCCUAGUACAACAACCACUGCAGCUCCUACUACGACAACAACCGCAGCUCCUACUACGACAACAACUGCAGCUCCUAGUACAACAACUGCAGCUCCUAGUACAACAACAACUGUAGCUCCUACUACGACAAUGACUGUAGCUCCUAGUACAACUACUACAGCUCCUAGUACAACAACCACUGCAGCUCCUAGUACAACAACCACUGCAGCUUCUACUACGACAACAACUGCAGCUCCUACUACGACAACAACUGCAGCUCCUAGUACAACAAUAACUGCAGCUCCUACUACGACAACAACCGCAGCUCCUACUACGACAACAACUGUAGCUCCUAGUACAACUACUACAGCUCCUAGUACGACAACAACUGCAGCUCCUAGUACAACAAUAACUGCAGCUCCUACUACGACAACAACCGCAGCUCCUACUACGACAACAACUGUAGCUCCUAGUACAACUACUACAGCUCCUAGUACAACAAUAACUGCAGCUCCUAGUAUAACAACAACUGCAGCUCCUAGUACAACAACCACUGCAGCUCCUACUACGACAACAACCGCAGCUCCUACUACGACAACAACUGUAGCUCCUAGUACAACUACUACAGCUCCUAGUACAACAACCACUGCAGCUCCUAGUACAACAACCACUGCAGCUCCUACUACGACAACAACUGCAGCUCCUACUACGACAACAACCGCAGCUCCUACUACGACAACAACUGUAGCUCCUAGUACAACUACUACAGCUCCUAGUACAACAACCACUGCAGCUCCUAGUACAACAACCACUGCAGCUCCUACUACGACAACAACUGCAGCUCCUACUACGACAACAACUGCAGCUCCUAGUACAACAAUAACUGCAGCUCCUACUACGACAACAACCGCAGCUCCUACUACGACAACAACUGUAGCUCCUAGUACAACUACUACAUCUCCUAGUACGACAACAACUGCAGCUCCUAGUACAACAAUAACUGCAGCUCCUACUACGACAACAACCGCAGCUCCUACUACGACAACAACUGUAGCUCCUAGUACAACUACUACAUCUCCUAGUACGACAACAACUGCAGCUCCUAGUACAACAACCACUGCAGCUCCUAGUACAACAACCACUGCAGCUCCUACUACGACAACAACUGCAGCUCCUACUACGACAACAACUGCAGCUCCUAGUACAACAACUGCAGCUCCUAGUACAACAAUAACUGCAGCUCCUAGUAUAACAACAACUGCAGCUCCUAGUACAACAACCACUGCAGCUCCUACUACGACAACAACCUCAGCUCCUACUACGACAACAACUGUAGCUCCUAGUACAACUAGUACAGCUCCUAAUACAACAACUACAGCUCCUAAUACAACAACUACAGCUCCUAAUAAAACAACUACAGCUCCUAAUACAACAACAAUAACUUUAGCUAAUUUCACAACCACUACUAAGCUACCAAAAACUACACAAAUGAGCACUACAACUACAUCUGCCGGACAGUCAACCACGAAUAGUGGGCUUAGUUAUAGGUUUGUACUGAGGGUGACAUUUUCCAUGACGACAGUCCAAACCGAAUCUGAGAUCUUGAAUCAGCUUCGUGAGUAUCUGAUCAGACAAGGGCUGCCAUUGGACUCUACACUGCGAUUGACAUUCAUUCAGAGCAGGUUGACGGGGUGAAGAGGAGGACACCGGAGAGAAAACACAGACAGAACAGAAUAUAAAACUGAUCACUGAGAUAUUUUACACACAUAAAUUACAAUGGAUUAUUUUACAGAUUACACUCUUACACCAUGACCUACGGUAACUGGACCUAAUGUACUAGUAACUAAAUACCUACCGUACCUUCAGAAAGUUCCCUUGACUUUUCCCUCAUUUUGUUGUGUUACAAAGUGAGAAGAAAAAAUCUAACAUUUGUAGAAAAUAUAUACAUGAUCAAUGAAACACUAAUAUAUCUUGAUUAGAUAAGUUUUCAUCCUCCUGAGUUAACAUGAGUUACAGUUUUUCUCAGUCGCUUUGCUGCAUUUCUUAGAUCAAAAGUGCAAUUCUUGAUACGACUUGUACAAAUUCCAAAUCAUCUAGUCACUUCACAUCAUUAAAGCAUUUUCUUAUUCCUUUUGAACAAAUUUCAA